AUGGUUCAUUACAAACUCCAUUACUUUGAUUUGUAUGGCCGAGCCGAACCAAUUCGCAUGAUGUUCCAUUUGGCUGAACAAACAUUCGAAGAUAGACGAUUCAGUUUUGCUGAAUGGCCAGAGAUUAAGAAAAAUGAAACUCCGUCACUUUUCCUUUUUGGUCAAGGCCCAAUUCUAGAGGUGGAUGACAAGAAAAUCGCUCAAUCUCUCGCCAUUUAUCGCUUUGUGGCAAACACUUUUGGUUUUACAGGUUUUGCCGGGAAUUCUCUUAUGGAUCGAGCCCAAAUGGACAUGAUUGUUGAUUAUUAUACGGAUUAUUUGACAAAAAUUGCCGAUUGGUAUGUGGUGAAAGCGGGCUACAAGCCGGGUGAUGAGGAAGAACUCCGAAAAACCCUUCUUGAUCCAAAUCGGAAGAUUUUCUUCGAGAAUCUUCAAGGAUUCAUCGAAAAAGAAGGCACUGGAUAUAUCGUCGGAGACAAAGUUUCUUACGCCGAUUUGACUCUCCUCAAUCACAUCGAUAUUUUCACGAGAAAUUACGAUGAAUAUCUUCACGGAUAUCCUGUGAUGCAAGACUACGUGUCCCGUCUGCGAAAUCUCCCGCUACUCCGCGAGUAUUUGGCCGAAAGACCCGAUCGACCAAGA
Molecule: messenger RNA, 642 nt
Organism: Mesorhabditis belari
Lineage: Eukaryota; Metazoa; Nematoda; Chromadorea; Rhabditida; Rhabditidae
Source: the annotation of a GenBank genome assembly